CCAUCGCCGUCGUUUCUUUUAUGAUCAGCUUUAUAGUUGUUCAUUGUGUCAUUAUUGGUUGCGUAAAAAAACAGACAAAGUCCUUCAAAUCAGAGACACAGAAUUUCACAAUAUCAACAAAGGAUUCGUUUGAAUUGACUGAAGUACACAAUGUGACAACCACGGAAGAAACAGUUUAUUUGAAAAAGAAAUUCAGAGACACUGACAAAUCCAAACUCAUUAACAAGAUUGAAAAGGGAUGGAUUCCUCCGGAUUUUACGACUUUUAAAGAAGCAAUACACAUUUUAUCGGACGAAUUACACAUGAAAAGACAUAUAUGCAAACGUGUUAGUGAGAAAAUUAAAAUUAAGCUUGGAAGUACGCUCACAUCAAAGGUUUAUGCUGCAUAUGAGGAAAAUGACCCAGCCAAGAAUAUCUACUUUAUAGUGGUCACAAACGAAAACAUUGAUAUUCAUGAAAUGCAAGGAUUUCCUAUAAAGAGCCAGUAUAAGAGCAUGUCCGUUUCAGAAGACAAAAUGAUUUCAAGAGAAGAGAUAUGUCGGAAAUUACUCAUUUCUCGGACGAAAUUCCAAGAUAUGGGAAAAUCUUUGAAAGACGAAAAAAAAAAAUAUUUUUCAAUAUCCGAAUAUUUCGAAAAUUUCUUACAGUUGUCUCAAAGGUAGAAAAUUUGGUGAACCAGAACACAUGCAGUUUGAGGAAAAAGAAUGCAUAGUUCUAUCUGUUUUUUUAAAAGGGUGGAUCCCGGUUGGAUUCGAAAAAUUCCCAGAUAAAGUUGGAAACUAUUUCACUGAUGUGAGGGAGUUUCAAGGAGUAGAAAUGCAAGGAGAUAAAAGUGAAAUACUGUCAGGCAAAAUGGAAUCGAAGAUGUUCGAAACAAGCUUCAUAUCGUGCACUGUGCAAGGCAAGCUCAAAGUAGAAGGCGACAAUUCCACUUAUGCAUUAACGUGUGCUCAUGGAGUUCUAAGUGAGAGCAAUCUUUACGAAUUGAAACAACAUGGGACACCAAAAUACAUAAUGAAAGAGGGCGGAAACGACUUUAUCAAAACAAGUAUUGCCCCUGUAUGCGAGUUCGGAACCAUCAAAGAAUUAUAUCACGGUGAAAACGACGACGCUUUUCUUGACAUUGCUAUCAUCGAACCCAAAGAUGCAUUGAAAAACAUUUGAAACAACCGAUUUUCAAGCUCAGUUUCCGAGAAAAUUGCGAUAACAUAUUUGAUCCAUAUUCGGCAAUAGUUAUGAAAUAUGGAUGUACAUCAGGUUUGACAUUUGGGGUGUUCCAAAGGCGUAUCCCCUUUCUGGAGGUCGACCAACCUGAUUUUUUGGAAAUCGACGGAGUAACAAAACCAUUUUCAAAACCAGGUGACUCAGGGGCGCUUUUGCUGAAAGUCAAUCCCAAAAUAGUUAACAAUAAGUUACUUAAAGAUUUAGAACUCACAAGGACAGAUAUUAAUUGUUCCAUCGAUCAAAAAGAAAGCGGUAUUGGAUUCGAAGAGAACGAACACUUCCAAGUUAUCGGAAUCGUAUAUGGAAGUCCAAAAGGUUCAAACAUAACUUAUUGUACGCGAAUUACCCCCAGCAUGUCAGCGUUAGAAAAAGCGUAUUACUUUUCUUCGUAGAUCAGUUAUCUGACACUAAAUUGUGGGUCAAAAAAAGCGCAUAAGAAUGUUAGAACAAAGAUUGGAGGCUGCAUACCUACAACAAAUUCAAAUUAUAUCUUAUGAAUCCAAUCGAAUAAUUUCACCUGUGGUUAAGUUAAAUGGAAGAAGUUGACAAUACAUUAUACGCGUACACAUAUUAAUAGUAUUAAAGUUGCAUGGUGUUACAUUUUGUUCAGUUUUUGGUGUGAGAAUAGUUUGUAUCAUUUUGAUUGUUUAACAUUCAAUUCCAAUAAACCUAUUCAUUGUACCGUUAUAAUUGCAAACUAUUUCAAAAUGUGUAUUUGUAUCAUUGGAAAGACGUAUUUAGAUUGGUGAGAGAUAACACAUUUAUAGGAAUGAAUGUUGUUUGGUAAAGUAUCUCAAAACAUUUCCAUAUUUUGAUUAAAGUGUGAACAAGAAGAAUAAAGAUUUUCUUUACAUUUCUGUUUGAUAGACUUAAGAAUUGUGAAUUAUCUUCUUUUGGCAGACG
Mya arenaria is the source of this 2127-nucleotide messenger RNA. RefSeq lists its product as uncharacterized. The coding region runs from base 21 to 662 and encodes 213 amino acids. NCBI's taxonomy places the organism in Eukaryota, Metazoa, Mollusca, Bivalvia, Myida, Myidae. The transcript has 6 exons. The record is from RefSeq and is a predicted model, not a curated record.